AUGGCCAAUUUUGACAGUCAACUAGCACAAAAUGCAUUUAAAAAUGAUGGAUCAUUUCUUGAAGUAUUUAAACGUUUUCAACAACAACAGCAGCAGACGCCACAACAAUCAAAAUCUGAAGUACAAGUUUCACAAACUCCAUCGUCUGCUGCUGCUACUUUAGCUGUUGCUUCAGAAAAACGAUCAGAGCCACUAAAAGCAUUGCCUAUUGUUGGCAAACGUAAAAAUAAAGCACUAAAAACUGGUAUAGUUAAAAAAGUUAAGCAAGAUGAUGAUAAAAAACCAUCUAAAUCCACAGAUGCUUGGUCAUUGUAUUUAGAAGAAGUUAAACGCUACCAAGAAACGGUCGGGGAGCAAGAUAAUAAAACUAGACCCCUUGUGAAAUAA
Messenger RNA from Cinara cedri, 387 nucleotides. The record is from the annotation of a GenBank genome assembly. NCBI's taxonomy places the organism in Eukaryota, Metazoa, Arthropoda, Insecta, Hemiptera, Aphididae.